Molecule: messenger RNA, 1484 nt
Organism: Glycine soja
Lineage: Eukaryota; Viridiplantae; Streptophyta; Magnoliopsida; Fabales; Fabaceae
Product: protein phosphatase 1 regulatory inhibitor subunit PPP1R7 homolog
Exons: 7
Coding region: 76-1068 (330 amino acids)
Cellular component (GO): cytoplasm
Molecular function (GO): protein binding
Source: RefSeq, a predicted model, not a curated record
AGAGUUUGAGUUGCGUUGUUGCAGGGCAAUGUGAUUGAGGCAGAUAGUGAAAUCCUAAGAUUGUUUAGUUGGAAGAUGGAGGCAGUGGAAUCAAUAGCGGUUCCGGAACCGGACGAAGACGAUCCUUCAUCGACGCUUCUGGAUCUCUCGAGUUACCAGCUCCACGACCUUGACUCGGUCGAGUUGCCACCCAGCCUCACCGAGUUGGACCUCACCGCGAAUCGCUUGUCCACGCUGGACCCGCGCAUAGGGAACCUCUCCCAUCUCAAGAAGCUCUCCCUCCGCCAAAACCUCAUCACCGACGCCGCCGUUCUCCCUCUCUCUUCCUGGAACGCCAUUUCCUCUCUCGAGGAGCUUGUGCUGCGCGAUAAUCAAUUGAAGAACAUUCCUGAUGUCACCGUAUUUAAGAAACUUCUGGUUUUCGAUGUUGCGUUCAACGAGAUUAGUUCGCUACAUGGCUUGUCCAGGGUCUCCGAUACCCUCAAGGAACUCUACGUGUCCAACAACGAAGUUGCGAAGAUUGAGGAGAUCGAGCACUUCCAUCAGCUCCAGAUUCUUGAACUCGGCUCCAAUAAAUUACGGGUGAUGGAGAAUUUACAGAGCCUCGAGAAUUUGCAGGAGCUGUGGCUUGGGCAGAAUCGAAUUAAAGUUGUGAAUCUGUGUGGUCUCAAAUGCAUUAAAAAGAUUAGUUUCCAAAGCAAUCGUCUCACUUCAAUGACGGGAUUUGAGGGUUGUGUAGCUCUAGAAGAACUGUACUUGAGCCAUAAUGGUAUUGCAAAAAUGGAAGGGUUGUCAUCGUUGGUCAAUCUUCGGGUUUUAGAUGUAUCAUCAAAUAAGAUAACUUCAGUGGAUGACAUUGUGAACCUGACAAAAUUGGAAGAUUUGUGGCUUAAUGAUAACCAAAUAGCAUCACUUGAAGGAAUUGCUGAGGCAGUCUCUGGUUCAAAAGAGAAGCUUACCACCAUCUACCUAAAAAAUAACCCAUGUGCUAAGACGCCCAACUAUACUGGAAUCCUACGGGAAAUCUUCCCCAACAUUCAACAAAUAGAUUCUGAUAUAUUUUCUUAGAAGUUUCUUGGCUUCAGCCUUUUUGAAAACAGUUGCUUCGAAGCUUUGUCUUUUCAAAUCUAUUUAUUCUGGUUUGUAAGAAUGAAGAUUUGGCUCCAUCCACCUAAUGAAGAGAAUAUGCUUAUCAACCAUUGGACGAUACUGUGGCCUGACCAUUGGUUACCUGUCAAAUGAAUAUGCUUGUUUUAUGUUUCUUUGUUUUGCAGACCACAUUUCGUUGUGUGUGUUUUUGGCAUCCAAUUUUUGAGUAUCACUGUAACACUUUCUUUCUACUGUGUCAAUUAUAUUUCUAGCUACCGACUGUGGCGUACAGAGGCUGUGGGUGUAGUAGAUUAAUGAUCAUCCAGAUUCAUUGAAAUUUGUUUUAGUGAUUUCUUAUCCAUAAUAACAAGUUAAUAUUUAUUGUCGGUAACAUC